Aspergillus wentii DTO 134E9 is the source of this 1488-nucleotide messenger RNA. Its product is annotated as MFS transporter. Gene Ontology annotation, biological process: transmembrane transport. Gene Ontology annotation, molecular function: transmembrane transporter activity. The record is from RefSeq and is a predicted model, not a curated record. The transcript is spliced from 8 exons. NCBI's taxonomy places the organism in Eukaryota, Fungi, Ascomycota, Eurotiomycetes, Eurotiales, Aspergillaceae. Bases 1 to 1488 code for a protein of 495 amino acids.
AUGGGCGUCGACAACAACAACAUCGACAAUGAGGAUGGGCCAGUCGACGAUUCUCGUCCGCCCUGGAAGCUCGAGUUUCGCUCGUCGAAUGGCUUCAUCAUCUCGGUGGUUGCUAUUGCUGUUUUUACUGAUGUCUUUAUCUACGGAAUGAUUGUUCCCAUCCUGCCGAUUGUUUUGGGAUCGCGUACGAAUGUACCCGAGGAUGAAUUACAGAAAUGGAUGUCGAUCCUUCUCGCUGCAUUUGCAGGUGCCAUCCUCGUUGGCUCGCCGGUAUGCGGCUACUUUGCGGACAAGGCGCCAUCGCGAAAAGCACCAUUCCUCGUCGGUUUAACUGCUCUCGGAGGAUCGACUAUGAUGUUCUGGUUUGCUAGGACAGUAUAUUGGUUGGUCAUUGCCCGGACUCUGCAGGGUCUAUCUUGCGCUGUGGUUUGGACUGUCGGUCUGGCCUUGGUGGUGGAUACGGUGGGAAAGGAUGAAGUCGGUACUGCGAUGGGCAUCGUCUCCAUGGCUAUGACUGUUGGGACUGUCUCUGGACCUCUCAUCGGAGGAGUAGUGUUGGCCCGAGCGGGUUAUCACGCCGUGUUCUCGGUGGCAAUUGCAUUCAUCGUACUGGAUAUUAUUCUUCGCCAGGUUAUGAUUGAGAAGAAGGCGGCCUUGAAAUGGCUCAAGCCAUCUCACGCGGAGACGGAAAGCUUGCUGAACGGCCACACGGGACAAACCGCCUCUCAAUAUGAAUCGAUCGGGCAACUAGAUCAGCAAUCAAUAGACUACCCGCAAGAGCAAUAUGUUGAUGUUGGAGAGCCCCUGUCGAGUGGGAAGACAGGGUCUUUGCCUGGAAUCGUGCGAUUGCUGUGCACUAGCAGUUUGCUAGUCGUGCUUGGGUCGACAAUAAUUGUGGCCGCGAUCCAGUCUUCAUUUGACACUGUUCUGCCGUUAUACGUUUUGAGGGUAUUUGACUGGGGCCCAAUGGAGAUAGGAUUGUGCUUCCUUCCCUUGUUCUUGCCUGCAUUUGCCUCUCCAAAGAUCGGCGCUACCAUUGACUGCUGUGGAACACGAGGUGUUGCAUUUGUCGGAUUUCUCCUCGACUUCCCAGUGCUCAUGCUUCUUCAACUCGUCACCGAGAACACAACACACGACAAAGUUCUACUAUUUGUAGUCCUCUUCUUCGCCGGUAUUGCGGCAUGUCUUCAGCUUGUUUCACUCAUGACCGAAAUCGACCACAUCGUUGAGCGCAAGGAAAAGGAGUUUCCUAACUUGUUUGGGAGUCAGGGAUGCGCAGCACAGGCGUAUGGUCUGUUAAACGUAGCCUGGGCCGGUGGCCAGAUGCUGGGACCAUUGGUGGCAGGUUCAUUGGUCGACCACCAGGGAUGGGGGACUAUGGUGACUGUAUUUGGAGUGGCGAGUGGAGUGGUUGCGGUGGUGGUGAGUGCCACGAGUGAGGGUAGCGUGCUGCGAUGGAAGGGGAAAGGGGGGCAGCGUAGAGCGUGA